AUGGCAGCCGCAGACACGACAGAGCCCUUCAGGAUGUGGGUGGGCGGGCAGGAGCAGCCGGGCAAUGCAGAGCUCAUCCCCAUCGAGGACCCUGCGACCGGCGAGAUCUUUGCGCAUUGCCACGCCGCCUCCCCCGCCGACGUCUCCGCGGCCAUCGCCCUCGCCCACAAGACCUACAAGACCAGCCCCUGGUGCCUCCCUUCCUCGCGGCACCAGCGCGCCGACGUCCUCGACACCUGCGCGGCCUUACUCACGCGGGACCUCCCCUCCCUGAUCGCCCUCGAGGUCCGGCAGACGGGCCGCCCCUUGCGCGAAAUGUCCGCGCAGGUUCCCAGCCUGGUGAAGUGGUUCCGGUACUACGCCUCGCUGCUGCGCACGCACGAGCGCCCCGUGCUCCCCACGAUGGGCAAGCUGCACAACUUCCUGGAGCAUGUUCCCCUGGGCGUGGUGGUGCAGAUAACCCCGUUUAACCACCCUUUACUCAUCGCCGUCAAGAAGAUCGCCCCGGCCCUCGCCGCGGGCAACUGCAUCGUCGUCAAGCCCUCCGAGCUCACACCCCUGACUACUUUGCUGCUCGGCAAGAUCCUGCAAGAGGCAGGCGUCCCCGACGGCGUGUUCAGCGUGCUGCCCGGAUACGGCGCCGUCACGGGGAAGGCGCUCGUCGAGAACCCCCUCGUGCGCAAGGUCGACGUCACGGGCGGGACCGUGGCCGGGCGGGCGAUCGGCGCCAUCGCGGGGGCCAACCUGGCCAAGUACACGGCCGAGCUGGGUGGCAAGGCCCCGCUCGUGGUUUUUGACAAGGCCAGUGUCGAGCUGGCCGUGAACGGGAUCGUGUUUGGCAGCUUUGUUGCGAGCGGGCAGACGUGCAUCGCCUCGACGAGGAUCAUUGUGCAAAACAGCGUCAUGCCCGAGGUGCUCGAGCGGCUCGCGGCCAAGAUUGCCUCCAUCACCCGCAGGAUGGGCCAGCCUGAGCACAAGGGUUGCAUGAUGGGGCCCCUGGUCAGCGGGAGGCAGUUUGGCAAUGUCAAGGCGCUCGUCGAUGACGCGGUGAGCUCGGGCAAAGCCACAGCCCUGGUCGGCGGCAGGCGGAUGACGGGCGCGAGCGAGCUGGACGGGUCGGACCUGAGCAAAGGUUGGUACUACGAGCCCACGCUGCUCGUCUCGUCAGACGCCGCCGGCCCUAGGGGCAUCCUCGACACCCGCAUCUGGCGCGAGGAGGCGUUUGGCCCCGUCAUCUGCGUCGUCGGCUUCGACACCGAGGCCCAGGCCGUCGAGCUCGCCAACGACAGCGAGUUUGGCCUCGGCGCGGGCAUCUGGACCACCGACCUCUCCCAGGCCUUCCGCGUCGCCGAGCAGAUCGACGCGGGGAUCACCUGGGUAAACACUCACCACCGCAACGACCCCAGCAGCCCCUGGGGCGGCGCAAAGUCCGCCAGCGGCGUCGGCAGCGAGAACGGCAUCGACGCCUACCACGCAUACACCACCACAAAGAGCACAAUCAUCAACUAUGCCUCCACAGAAGAGGCUCUCGCCACGGACGACUGGUUCAGGGAAGGCGACGGCAACGUGCGGUACGGAUGA
This is a messenger RNA of Microdochium trichocladiopsis, 1581 nucleotides long. RefSeq names its product aldehyde dehydrogenase domain-containing protein. The coding region runs from base 1 to 1581 and encodes 526 amino acids. The record is from RefSeq and is a predicted model, not a curated record. The transcript has 3 exons. NCBI's taxonomy places the organism in Eukaryota, Fungi, Ascomycota, Sordariomycetes, Xylariales, Microdochiaceae. Gene Ontology annotation, molecular function: aldehyde dehydrogenase (NAD+) activity.